GGGAAGCUUUUUGGAGGACCGCGAUCGCCCAAAACAAAUUGCCAUCAUCAACCAAGGCGAGGAGGGAACGAGGCGGUGUAUUCGUACGGCUGCUCUGACAAGUCAACGUUCAGUUCUUUAUCGAGUCUUUUACGCUCAUCCGGUUUCGCAUAAUGUUCCGUAACCAAUACGAUAACGAUAUUACAAUCUGGUCCCCUCAGGGCCGAUUGCACCAAGUCGAGUAUGCCAUGGAAGCGGUCAAACAAGGUUCGGCAUGCGUUGGGUUGCGGUCGAAUACACACGUGGUGAUUUUGGCUUUGAAGCGCUCACCAGGGGAGCUCGCAUCGUACCAAAAGAAAUUGAUUCGAAUUGACGACCAUAUGGGGAUUGCUAUUGCGGGACUGACAUCUGAUGCGAGGGUGCUGAGCACAUUCAUGCGCGCGGAGGCGAUGAAGUCAAAACUCUUGUAUGACCGACCGCUACCGGUCUUUCGCAUCGUGUCUGCAAUUGGAGACAAGGCCCAAGUCAACACCCAACGAUACGGUCGUCGACCAUACGGGGUUGGAUUGUUGGUAGCGGGUUAUGACGAUGCCGGACCACACCUUUUUGAAUGCGCACCAUCUGGCAAUUUCUUCGAUUACUUUGCCAUUUCCAUCGGCUCACGGUCCCAAUCUGCUAAAACGUAUCUGGAGAAGCAUUACGAGGCAUUUGCCGAUGCUUCUGUUGAUGACCUUGUAGUACACGGUCUGCGUGCCCUGCGGGACACACUACAGCAGGACAAGGAGCUGAAUAUCAACAACUGUUCCAUUGGGAUUGUGGGGAAGGGUAUCAAGUACCAUACCGUCGAGGGAGAGGGUCUUCAGAGGUACCUGGAUCUUCUCUCUGAAGCCGAUACGGGAGCUGGUGGAGGGGGUGCUCCGGCACAAGCGGAUGAAGGUGCCACACCAAUGGAAACUGACAUGUAAAAACGGAACCUUUAAGAAAUAUAUUUCUCAAUGAAUAUCUUGCAAAAUAGAGUUUGUACUCUAUAUGGUAUAUAUGCC
Messenger RNA from Spizellomyces punctatus DAOM BR117, 1022 nucleotides. RefSeq lists its product as uncharacterized. Gene Ontology annotation, cellular component: nucleus; proteasome core complex; proteasome core complex, alpha-subunit complex. The transcript has 9 exons. Lineage: Eukaryota; Fungi; Chytridiomycota; Chytridiomycetes; Spizellomycetales; Spizellomycetaceae. Bases 153 to 944 code for a protein of 263 amino acids. The record is from RefSeq and is a predicted model, not a curated record. Gene Ontology annotation, biological process: ubiquitin-dependent protein catabolic process.